Messenger RNA from Dictyostelium discoideum AX4, 1524 nucleotides. RefSeq lists its product as hypothetical. Bases 1 to 1524 code for a protein of 507 amino acids. The record is from RefSeq and is a predicted model, not a curated record. NCBI's taxonomy places the organism in Eukaryota, Evosea, Eumycetozoa, Dictyosteliales, Dictyosteliaceae. The transcript has 2 exons.
AUGUCAAUUAAUGGCUAUGCUGCGGCUAUUGAUAUUGGUGAUUAUAACUCUGAUGGUAUUGAUGAUAUUACAGCAUCUAUAUUAGUAACAGGUUCAUAUUUAGAUAUUUAUACAAUAUAUGGUCAAACUUCGAUUGGUUCAAUUUCAAUAAUUAGUAAAUUAUUUCAACCAAAUCCAAUGUCAAACUCAAUUUAUAAAUUAUUUGAAAAUAAUAUUAAUUCAGAAGUUGGACAAUGCGCAAUUAGAAUUGUUACAUUAACAAUUGAAAAUCCAGCAAAUGAAGAUCAAUUUAUUAUUGAUCCUAGUUUCGAUAGUUCAAUAUAUUCAAUAACAUUUAAUAAUAAUACAAGAGUUAGAAUUGAAUUAAUAUUAUUUGGUGAUGAGAGUAAAUCAAUUGCAAAUGAUGUUUUACCAAAAAUAACAGUUUCAUUGUCACCUCAGCUAUUUAAUAGAACUAUAUUAAUGAAAUAUGGUAAUCAAGUACAAUCAAUUAAAUUCAUUGGUCAACCAAAUGCAAAUUGUGAUACAAAAUGUUUAAAUGGGGGUACUUGUAAUCCACUCACUGGUUGCCAAUGUAUAAAUGAUCAUUAUGGUGAUUAUUGUGAAUUAAAAGAUUGUACAGUUCCACAAUGUUUAAAUGGUGGUUCAUGUAAUACAACAGUUGGUGAAUGUUCGUGCGCUCAAGGUUAUGAAGGUACGGAUUGCAGUGGUAUUAGUUGUUCAGCUUCAUGUUUAAAUAGUGGUUCAUGUAAUACUACAGUUGGUGAAUGUUCAUGUCCUCAAGGUUAUGAAGGUGUAGAUUGCAGUGGUAUUAGUUGUUCAGUUUCAUGUUUAAAUGGUGGUUCAUGUAAUACAACAGUUGGUGAAUGUUCAUGCAUAAAUGGCUUUUAUGGUGAUGAUUGUGAUACAAAGGAUUGUACAGUUCCACAAUGUUUAAAUGGUGGUUCAUGUAAUACUACAGUUGGUGAAUGUUCAUGCACUCAAGGUUAUGAAGGUAUAGAUUGUAGUGGUAUUGGUUGUUCAGUUUCAUGUUUAAAUGGUGGUUCAUGUAAUACAACAGUUGGUCAAUGUCAAUGUAUUAAUGACUUUUAUGGUGAUAAUUGUGGUACAAAGGAUUGUACAGUUCCACAAUGUUUAAAUGGUGGUUCAUGUAAUACAACAGUUGGUGAAUGUUCAUGCACUCAAGGUUAUGAAGGUAUAGAUUGUAGUGGUGUUAGUUGUUCAGUUUCAUGUUUUAAUGGUGGUUUAUGUAAUACUACAGUUGGUCAAUGCCAAUGUGUUGAAGAUUAUGAUGGCGAUGAUUGUGGUUCUGAAAAUAAAAAGAAAACAAAUAUUGGUGUUAUCAUUGGUCCAAUUCUAGGUGGUCUUGCACUAAUUGCAAUUAUUGUUGUUGCCAUUGUUUUAAUUAAAAAGAAGAAGAAUGGAAAUUCAAAAAAAAAUACAAAUAACAUUGAAUUAAGACCUCAAGGUUCCACUGUUGAUAUUCAAAUGGGUGGCAGAAUUAAAAAUCUUGAUAAAUUUUAA